Oncorhynchus keta (chum salmon) is the source of this 9476-nucleotide messenger RNA. RefSeq names its product cAMP-specific 3',5'-cyclic phosphodiesterase 4B-like. Gene Ontology annotation, molecular function: 3',5'-cyclic-AMP phosphodiesterase activity; transmembrane transporter binding. Gene Ontology annotation, cellular component: nucleus; cytosol; perinuclear region of cytoplasm. Gene Ontology annotation, biological process: signal transduction. The record is from RefSeq and is a predicted model, not a curated record. Bases 2471 to 4531 code for a protein of 686 amino acids. The transcript has 15 exons. NCBI's taxonomy places the organism in Eukaryota, Metazoa, Chordata, Actinopteri, Salmoniformes, Salmonidae.
UGGUGUGUCAUGUCCUAUAUCCUCUCUGGUGUGUAGUGUGCUGUAUCCUCUCUGGUGUGUCAUGUCCUAUAUCCUCUCUGGUGUGUAGUGUACUGUAUCCUCUCUGGUGUGUAGUGUGCUGUAUCCUCUCUGGUGUGUAGUGUGCUGUAUCCUCUCUGGUGUGUAGUGUACUGUAUCCUCUCUGGUGUGUAGUGUGCUGUAUCCUCUCUGGUGUGUAGUGUCCUGUAUCCUCUCUGGUGUGUGGUGUGCUGUAUCCUCUCUGGUGCCUCGUGUCCUGUAUCCUCUCUGGUGUGUAGUGUCCUGUAUCCUCUCUGGUGUGUAGUGUCCUGUAUCCUCUCUGGUGUGUAGUGUCCUGUAUCCUCUCUGGUGCGCGUUGUGUCCUGUAUCCUCUCUGGUGCGUUAUGUGCUGUAUCCUCUCUGGUGUGUAGUGUGCUGUAUCCUCUCUGGUGUGUAGUGUGCUGUAUCCUCUCUGGUGCGUCGUGUGCUGUAUCCUCUCUGGUGCGUUGUGUACUGUAUCCUCUCUGGUGUGUAGUGUGCUGUAUCCUCUCUGGUGUGUCAUGUCCUAUAUCCUCUCUGGUGUGUAGUGUCCUGUAUCCUCUCUGGUGUGUAGUGUGCUGUAUCCUCUCUGGUGUGUAGUGUGCUGUAUCCUCUCUGGUGUGUAGUGUACUGUAUCCUCUCUGGUGUGUAGUGUGCUGUAUCCUCUCUAGUGUGUAGUGUGCUGUAUCCUCUGUUGUGUAGUGUGCUGUAUCCCCUGUUGUGUAGUGUGCUGUAUCCUCUCUGGUGUGUAGUGUGCUGUAUCCUCUCUGGUGUGUAGUGUGCUGUAUCCUCUGGUGUGUAGUGUGCUGUAUCCUCUCUGGUGUGCAGUGUGCUGUAUCCUCUGGUGUGUAGUGUGCUGUAUCCUCUGGUGUGUAGUGUGCUGUAUCCUCUCUGGUAUGUCUUGUCCUGUAUCCUCACUGGUGUGUAGUGUACUGUAUCCUCUCUGGUGUGUAGUGUGCUGUAUCCUCCAGUGUGUAGUGUGCUGUAUCCUCUCUGUUGUGUAGUGUGCUGUAUCCUCUGUUGUGUAGUGUGCUGUAUCCUCUCUGGUUUGUAGUGUGCUGUAUCCUCUCUGGUGUGCAGUGUGCUGUAUCCUCUCUGGUGUGUAGUGUGCUGUAUCCUCUCUGGUGUGUAGUGUGCUGUAUCCUCUCUGGUGUGCAGUGUGCUGUAUCCUCUGGUGUGUAGUGUGCUGUAUCCUCUCUUGUUUGUAGUGUGCUGUAUCCUCUCUGGUGUGCAGUGUGCUGUAUCCUCUCUGGUGUGUAGUGUGCUGUAUCCUCUCUGGUGUGUAGUGUGCUGUAUCCUCUGGUGUGUAGUGUGCUGUAUCCUCUCUGGUUUGUAGUGUGCUGUAUCCUCUCUGGUGUGUAGUGUGCUGUAUCCUCUCUGGUGUGUAGUGUGCUGUAUCCUCUGGUGUGUAGUGUGCUGUAUCCUCUCUGGUUUGUAGUGUGCUGUAUCCUCUCUGGUGUGUAGUGUGCUGUAUCCUCUGGUGUGUAGUGUCCUGUAUCCUCUCUGGUGUGCAGUGUGCUGUAUCCUCUCUGGUGUGUAGUGUGCUGUAUCCUCUGGUGUGUAGUGUGCUGUAUCCUCUCUGGUUUGUAGUGUGCUGUAUCCUCUCUGGUGUGCAGUGUGCUGUAUCCUCUCUGGUGUGUAGUGUGCUGUAUCCUCUCUGGUGUAUAGUGUGCUGUAUCCUCUGGUGUGUAGUGUGCUGUAUCCUCUCUGGUUUGUAGUGUGCUGUAUCCUCUCUGGUGUGUAGUGUGCUGUAUCCUCUCUGGUGUGUAGUGUGCUGUAUCCUCUGGUGUGUAGUGUGCUGUAUCCUCUCUGGUUUGUAGUGUGCUGUAUCCUCUCUGGUGUGCAGUGUGCUGUAUCCUCUCUGGUGUGUAGUGUACUGUAUCCUCUGUUGUGUAGUGUGCUGUAUCCUCUGGUGUGUAGUGUGCUGUAUCCUCUCUAGUGUGUAGUGUGCUGUAUCCUCUCUGGUGUGUAGUGUGCUGUAUCCUCUCUGGUUUGUAGUGUGCUGUAUCCUCUGGUGUGUAGUGUGCUGUAUCCUCUCUAGUGUGUAGUGUGCUGUAUCCUCUCUGGUUUGCAGUGUGCUGUAUCCUCUCUGGUGUGCAGUGUGCUGUAUCCUCUGGUGUGUAGUGUGCUGUAUCCUCUCUGGUGUGUAGUGUCUUGUAUCCUCUCUGGUUUGUAGUGUGCUGUAUCCUCUCUGGUGUGCAGUGUGCUGUAUCCUCUGGUGUGUAGUGUGCUGUAUCCUCUCUGGUACGUCUUGUCCUGUAUCCUCUCUGGUGUGUAGUGUCUUGUAUCCUCUCUGGUGUGUAGUGUCUUGUAUCCUCUCUGGUGUGUAGUGUCCUGUAUCCUCAGUGGUGCGUUGUGUCCUGUAGCCUCACACUUCAGCUCCACUCAUUGGUACUGAGUGAACUGGACUCUGUUCUAAACCAAGACCCUGACUAUGGAGGCUCAUGGGGCCAAAACAGAGCUGGAACAGAAUAUAGACUCACGUGGGAAUACCGUAUUGGAUAAGAGGACGAGCGUUUCACCCCACAUCUCCCCGAGACUGUUUCGUAAGCAGGUGGUGAACAAGCGCCGUUACAGGCGCUUCACUGUGGACCACACCUGCUUCGAUGUGGAGAAUGGCCCGUCUGCGUGCUGCAGCCCCUCGGGUCUCCAGGCGUCCCCUGGCUCCGGCCUGGUCCUGCACCCCAACCUGGGGGCCCACGGGCAGCGCCGAGAGUCCUUCCUCUACCGCUCUGACUCGGACUACGACCUGUCGCCCAAGUCUCGCGAGUUGUCCCGGAACUCCUCUAUCGUCGGAGAACUGCAUGGAGAAGACCUGAUCGUGACCCCCUUUGCUCAGGUUCUGGCCAGUCUCCGCACGGUACGGAACAACUUCACCACCUUGACCAAUGUACAAUGUACCUCCAAGAGAUCACCUGCUGGCCCCCAGCCUCCCGUCACCAGAGUCUGUCAGUCAGACGAGUCGUACCAGAAGCUGGCCAUGGAGACCAUGGAGGAGCUGGACUGGUGUCUGGACCAGCUGGAGACCAUCCAGACCUACCGCUCCGUCAGCGACAUGGCCUCCAACAAGUUCAAGAGGAUGUUGAACCGGGAGCUGACGCACCUGUCGGAGAUGAGUCGCUCCGGCAACCAGGUGUCAGAGUUCAUCUCCAACACCUUCCUAGACAAGCAGAAUGAGUUGGAAUUACCGUGCCCCAUGGCCAAGACCAGAGAGUGGAAGAAGAGACCCCACCACCAGACCCAGCUGGAGGGUCAGGGGACCUUGACCCAGAUCAGCGGGGUCCGGAAGCUCAGCCAUUCCACUGAGCUCCAAGGCAGCAGCAUCAGCCGCUUUGGGGUCAAGACAGAUCAGGAAGACCUGCUGUCUAAGGACCUUGAGAACAUCAACAAGUGGGGUUUGAACAUCUUCAGGGUGGCCGAGCACUCCCACAACCGCCCGCUCACAUGCACCAUGUACACCAUCUUCCAGGAGCGAGACCUGAUGAAUACGUUUAAAAUCCCUACGGACACCUUCGUGACCUUCAUGAUGACCCUGGAGGCCCACUACCACUCAGACGUAGAAUACCACAACAGCCUCCACGCUGCAGACGUGGCCCAGUCCACACACAUCCUGCUCUCUACACCCGCUCUGGACGCCGUCUUCACGGAUCUGGAGAUCUUGGCGGCCGUCUUUGCGGCAGCCAUCCAUGACGUGGACCACCCUGGGGUCUCCAACCAGUUCCUCAUCAACACCAACUCAGAGCUGGCCCUGAUGUACAACGAUGAGUCUGUCCUGGAGAACCACCACCUGGCUGUGGGCUUUAAGCUGCUGCAGGAAGACAACUGUGACAUCUUCCAGAACCUGACCAAGAAAGAACGCCAAUCCCUCCGCAGGAUGGUCAUAGACAUGGUCCUGGCCACAGACAUGUCUAAACACAUGAGCCUAUUGGCUGACCUGAAGACCAUGGUGGAGACCAAGAAGGUGACCAGCUCUGGAGUGCUGCUGCUGGACAACUACACAGACAAGAUACAGGUGAUGCGUAACAUGGUUCACUGUGCUGACCUCAGUAACCCCACCAAGUCUCUGGACCUGUACCGCCAGUGGACCGACCGCAUCAUGAACGAGUUCUCCCACCAGGGAGACCGGGAGAGGGAGAAAGGCAUGGAGAUCAGUCCCAUGUGUGACAAGCAUACGGCUUCAGUGGAGAAGAGUCAGGUGGGUUUCAUAGACUACAUCGUCCACCCGCUGUGGGAGACGUGGGCCGACCUGGUGCACCCGGACGCCCAGGACAUCCUGGACACCCUGGAGGACAACAGGAACUGGUACCAGAGCAUGAUCCCUCAGAGGCCCUCUCCCCCCUUCUGCACCGGUGACGGAGAGGGGGACGGAGAGGGAGGACACAGAUUCCAGUUUGAGCUGACGCUAGAUGACGAACAGGAUGGAGAGAUGGGAGUGGAGGAGGGCGAGAGAGGAACGGAAGAGGGGUGGUCGCCAGUUGACCAGGGCGGAGUGUAGAUGAACACACGUGGGGCUUCCCCCACAUAAUGAGCCGUGACCUGCUAUCUUCAUAAAUGGAAGCACCAGUUUUAGGUUGUGUUUCACAUCUUGUUCUACUGCAGUGGAGGAAUCCUGCAAUCUGGCUCUUUGGCGUUGCUCUGCUUAUGCACUAGGGCCUGACUGGCUUUGGACCCAUGCAGAAGAGGGUGGGGAACCACAACACUUGAUUUGGGAGCCCUCAGGAAGAAGAGUAUGAAGAGUUAAAGAGUGAUGCCUUGAAGGAGUCCUGUUGAAAAUGCUAGUGUGUGACAGAAGUACCGUAUCUUGGUUUUUGGUAGCCAGAUAAUACAAUCUUUGUUCUGACAAAUACUGAAGAUGAAACUAAGCUAGGCGAAGACACUCUGUUGCGUUCAAUUGGGACAAGAUGAAAUACUUGCACUUCAGAGCGAUCUUUGUUCUUCGUGACUAUUUUCGAGUACAUGUUUUGUUUUGUAACAGGAUGGGAUGCUGCCAGGUAUCAUCCUAUGUUCAAACUAGUGAUCCACAGGUGUUUGUAACAAACAUCUACCCUAAGAACAUCUACCCUUUUUGUGACAAGUGUUUAAAGACUUUUGUGUGCCUUUUGUUUUUUACGACAGGGUAUUUUGGACGUGAUUUUAUAAUUUAUUGAACAGGUUUGAACACGUCUUCCUGAUAUUUUUCAGCAAUAGUCGCACAAGUUGCACUUUUUCUAAGGGUAGGAAGGGAGCUGAGAACAUGUUUAAACUAAAGAGUCAAUAAAUCUACUAAUGAGAGGUUCUUCAUUACAGCCAAUUAAUGACUCUAUACAUGUAUUGUUAUAUGGUACCUCACACAUUUCAAAUCAAUAUCAACAAAUGCCACAGAACCUACAAGUUCCAUAUUCACAGCAAAAGGCAGUUUGCAAACCUGUUACUUUUGAUUUUACAUAUUUGCUUCACCGUAAAGCAAUGAUCUCGAUCUUUUCCCAUGUAAUCUGUCGAAACCAAUACGCUCCGAAUACGUCCUGAUUAAUGCACAUUAACAGCCGAAUGGAACUCUGCCCUAAGAGAGGUGUAUUGCCAUACCUGAUUAAAACUUCAAUCAAAUUUCUUCAUAUAUAUAUAUAUAUAUAUAUAUAUUUUUUUUUUAUAUAUUUGUAAUUUUCCAUAUCACCCUUCCAAGAAUGGAAGAGGUGUAAAUUUGAUCUCUUAAUAUAAUGAAUGCAUAUAAUUAAAUAAUUGAGGCCAAUCAAAGCUUUGAAUGGUUUCUUUCCAGACAGAGAGAGAGAGAGAGAGACAUCUGAUAUUCUGAAGCCCCAGACCAAAGUCUAAAAAACAAACCUCUAUUCAACAAUGUCUGAUGUCAGCUAAUUUUACUAUUUUGCCAUAUCCUCCUUGAGCUGACACCUCACAAGUUUAGGCAGAAAUGGCAGAACAAAAACUAAACCAAAAAAACAGAUGGCACCUUUUUAAAUGUUGAUUCAAUGAUAACUUCAUGUAAUCUAAAAUGUCCCCUGUAGUUUUCUCCAUCAUUUCUGUCAAGCACUUUGACCAGUUGGAUAGCUCAGCGCCUAGUCUGUCAGCAAUACAUCUAAAUGGUACUGCGAUGUAAACUGCAGCUCUCAGCUUUGGGGAGAUCAGCAGAACAACAUUUCCCACAUUGACUCUCUCCCUCUGUGUGUGUGUGUGUGUGUGUGUGUGUGUGUGUGUGUGUGUGUGUGUGUGUGUGUGUGUGUGUGUGUGUGUGUGUGUGUGUGUGUGUGUGUGUGUGUGUGUGUGUGUGUGUGUGUGUGUGUGUGUGUGUGUGUGUGUGUGUGUGUGUGUGUGUGUGUGAAUGAAUGAGGAAAACUUAGCCACUCAAUCUCCUCUUCUUUCCACCUAGUCCUGUGUCAAACCUUGAACUGUUUGAAACAGUGUAUUUAUGAUCUUUCAUCUGUAAAUAGAACAAUAUUUAUAAACUGUACAUUUGGUAUCAUUUAUAUGCACUACCAUUACCUGUCAAAACAGGUCAAACAUUUGUUCAACUGUAUAAUCCUCAAAAUUUACACAGAACAUUCUUAAACAGCCUUUCAGAUUCACAAUGGUGACAUUGUGAAUUGUUAAACUGAUUGCCAAGAAAUGUCAAUUGUCAACUUGAAUUUCUCAAUAAAUUGUUUUGGGGAAAUACUCUCAAACUAAACAAUUCCAGGAUUUGAAAUUCAAAUGGUUGGUUAGGAUCUGGAAAUCCCUAAAUCUACAGUAGUCUACAGUAGUCUAUAGUAGUCUAUAGGAGUCUAUAGUAAUGUACAGUAGUCUACAGUAGUCUAUAGUAGUCUAUAGGAGUCUAUAGUAAUGUACAGUAGUCUACAGUAGUCUAUAGUAAUGUACAGUAGUCUACAGUAGUCUAUAGGAGUCUAUAGUAAUGUACAGUAGUCUAUAGGAGUCUAUAGUAAUGUACAGUAGUCUACAGUAGUCUAUAGGAGUCUAUAGUAAUGUACAGUAGUCUACAGUAGUCUAUAGUCAUGUACAGUAGUCUAUAGUAGUCUAUAGUAGUCUACAGUAGUCUAUAGGAGUCUAUAGUAAUGUACAGUAGUCUACAGUAGUCUAUAGUAAUGUACAGUAGUCUAUAGUAGUCUAUAGUAGUCUACAGUAGUCUAUAGUAGUCUACAGUAGUCUAUAGUAGUCUACAGUAGUCUAGAGUAGUAUGCAGUAGUCUAGAGUAGUCUACAGUAGUCUAUAGUAAUGUGCAGUAGUCUAUAGUAGGCUACAGUAGUCUAUAGUAAUGUACAGUAGUCUACAGUAGUCUAUAGUAAUGUACAGUGGUCUACAGUAGACUAUAGUAGUCUACAGUGGUCUUCAGUAGUCUACAGUAGUCUAUAGUAGUCUUCAGUAGUCCACAGUAGUCUAUAGUAGUGUACAGUGGUCUUCAGUAGUCUACAGUAGUCUAUAGUAGUCUUCAGUAGUCCACAGUAGUCUAUAGUAGUGUACAGUGGUCUUCAGUAGUCUACAGUAGUCUAUAGUAGUCUUCAGUAGUCCACAGUAGUCUAUAGUAGUGUACAGUAGUCUACAGAUUUACACGGAACAUUCUUAAACAGCCUUUCAGAUUCACAAUAUUCACAAUGGUGACAUUGUGUAGUAAUGUACAGUAGUCUACAGUAGUCUAUAGUAAUGUACAGUAGUCUACAGUAGUCUACAGUAAUCUAUAGUCGUCUAUAGUAGUCUACAGUAGUCUAUAGUAGUGUACAGUAGUCUACGGUGGUCUAUAGUAGUCUACAGUUGUCUACAGUAGUCUUCAGUAGUCUAUAGUAGUCUAUAGUAGUCUACGGUGGUCUAUAGUAGUCUAUAGUAGUCUACAGUAGUCUACAGUAGUCAAACACACAACAUCUCUUGGGCGGUGCUUGGCAGAAACGUAAUUCCUUGGUUUCUAUUGUCUACAGUAGUCUACAGUAGUCUAGUAGUGUACAGUAGUCUAUGGUGGUCUAUAGUAGUCUACAGUUGUCUACAGUAGUCUUCAGUAGUCUAUAGUAGUCUAUAGUAGUCUACGGUGGUCUAUAGUAGUCUAUAGUAGUCUACAGUUGUCUACAGUAGUCUUCAGUAGUCUACAGUAGUCUUCAGUAGUCUUCAGUAGUCUAUAGUAGUCUAUAGUAGUCUACGGUGGUCUAUAGUAGUCUAUAGUAGUCUACAGUAGUCUACAGUAGUCAAACACACAACAUCUCUUGGGCGGUGCUUGGCAGAAACGUAAUUCCUUGGUUUCUAUUGUCUAUAGUAGUCUACAGUAGUCUACAGUAGUCUAUAGUAGUCUAUAGUAGUCUACAGUAGUCUAUAGUAGUCUAUAGUAGUCUACAGUAGUCUAGUAGUGUACAGUAGUCUAUGGUGGUCUAUGGUAGUCUACAGUAGUCUAUGGUGGUCUAUAGUAGUGUACAGUAGUCUACGGUGGUCUAUAGUAGUCUACAGUAGUCUAGUAGUGUACAGUAGUCUACGGUGGUCUAUAGUAGUCUACAGUAGUCUUCAGUAGUCUACAGUAGUCCACAGUAGUCAAACACACAACAUCUCUUGGGCGGUGCUUGGCAGAAACGUAAUUCCUUGGUUUGUAUUGUCUAUAGUAGUCUACAGUAGUCUAUAGUAGUCUAUAGUAGUCUAUAGUAGUCUACAGUAGUCUACAGUAGUCUAUAGUAGUCUACAGUAGUCUAUAGUAGUCUUCAGUAGUCCACAGUAGUCUAUAGUAGUCUACAGUAGUCUACAGAUUUACACGGAACAUUCUUAAACAGCCUUUCAGAUUCACAAUAUUCACAAUGGUGACAUUGUGUAGUAAUGUACAGUAGUCUACAGUAGUCUAUAGUAAUGUACAGUAGUCUACAGUAGUCUACAGUAAUCUAUAGUCGUCUAUAGUAGUCUACAGUAGUCUAUAGUAGUGUACAGUAGUCUACGGUGGUCUAUAGUAGUCUACAGUAGUCUAUAGUAGUGUACAGUAGUCUACGGUGGUCUAUAGUAGUCUACAGUAGUCUACAGUAGUCUAUAGUAGUCUACAGUAGUCUAGUAGUGUCCAGUAGUCUAUGGUGGUCUAUAGUAGUCUACAGUUGUCUACAGUAGUCUUCAGUAGUCUACAGUAGUCUACAGUAGUCUUCAGUGGUCUAUAGUAGUCUAUAGUAGUCUACGGUGGUCUAUAGUAGUCUAUAGUAGUCUACAGUAGUCUACAGUAGUCAAACACACAACAUCUCUUGGGCGGUGCUUGGCAGAAACGUAAUUCCUUGGUUUCUAUUGUUUUCCUGUUGUUUUCUGGAGCCAUAUGGAGGCUGCAUUGUUCCGAUAUUAUGUACGGUGACGGGUCAUUGUACAGCUUUAUGUUUAUUGAAAUAUUACAUUGUUUAAGAUGUACUUAUAUUUCCCAUGUAUUUCUCAAAAGUCUCACACAAUGUAUGGUAAGGUAUUGUAUAUUGUGAUCAACAAAUAUUUUGUAUGAAAUUAUUAAAAUGAGCAUGAAUUUG